UGCCCUUGAUCCAUCGCCCAGCAGCUCCAGCACGGAGUGCGCGGACCACGGGGGCAGGGUUCCCAGUGCUGGCUCCUAGGGCUCAGGGAAAGGGGAUGGGAAGCCAGAGAGAGUCUCAGCACCGUCCCUGCAGCUGUGGGCAGGACUGGGAACUGGCCCCUCCUGGAGCCUGGAACCAGAGGUCACAAAUAUUAACUCACCCAGCAGAAAGACGAAAGAAGUCCACCUUAAGAGCAGCUGGAGCAAUGGCGACCGGAGGAGUGCGAAGACAAGGAGUUCUGAGUGCUGGUUUUUGACAGACAUCAUUCUUAAGGUAUGGUGAUCAUCACUUGUUAAGACCCAAAGUGUGCAAAGCGCCUAGCCGAAGUGGUUUUGUUAGGCUAGGGUUUGGAGGUGGAGCGCAGACCUGGGACGCAGGAGCCAAGUCCCCGCCCCUACUCCCGGGUGGUUCAGGGCGAAGCCCGACGGUCUAGGGCGGUGGCAGGGCCCCGCCGGCAGCGGCCUGGGGCUCCUCUUUUCUUGGCCCGGAAAUCCAGGCCUCAAUCCUCGCGGGUGCACCCGACUCACCGGGCUCCCCGAGCCUUGAAGUGCUCGGUCAGCGCGGAGCCAGAGACGCGCGCCUCUGAUUCCGAGGCGGACACCCGCGCGCCUGCAUGGCCACCGGAACGGCUUCGAGCGGCCUCAGGCUGCCCAGGGGUUCCGCGGUCUUCACCACCUUCCCCGACCUGCUCUUCAUCUUCGAGUUUGCCUUUGGGGGGCUGGUGUGGAUUCUCAUCCUCUUGACCCAGGUGCCCGUCCCCCUGGUCCAGGGCUGGGUCCUGUUCGUGUCCGUGUCCUGCUUCACAGUCACCACUCUCCUGCUUUUCCUCUACAUUGUUGGUGCCCAUAAGAACUGGAAUUUCUGGAUCACCCUGGACACAGCCUACCAUUGCCUCGCCGCCCUGUUCUACUUCAGCGCCUCUGCCCUGGAAACUCUGGUCACUAUCGGCCUGCAAGACGACAUACACAAACAUUACAGUGAAAACAUCUCCGCUGUGGUGUUUUCAAUCAUAGUCACACUGCUGUACAUGGUCCACGCCGUGUUUUCUUUAAUCAGAUGCAAGGUUUCCUACAGGAACAGAGAACAUUCCUGAAAACAGACAAUGGUCACUCAUCAGGCUGCCUUCCAGCAUAACAUUUGAGGCUGCAGAAUUGCUCUCGAUUGUGGAAAAA
Messenger RNA from Bubalus bubalis (water buffalo), 1212 nucleotides. Its product is annotated as myelin and lymphocyte protein. Gene Ontology annotation, cellular component: membrane. NCBI's taxonomy places the organism in Eukaryota, Metazoa, Chordata, Mammalia, Artiodactyla, Bovidae. The record is from RefSeq and is a predicted model, not a curated record. Gene Ontology annotation, molecular function: structural constituent of myelin sheath. The transcript has 4 exons. The coding region runs from base 654 to 1133 and encodes 159 amino acids. Gene Ontology annotation, biological process: myelination.